AUGUCCAACGAUUCUGCCAGCCAGCCGAUAGCCGGCAUUCACACCUUUGACCUGCCAUCCGUGUGGCUCGGUGACAUCGCGUUGUGGCUGCGCACUGUAGAGUCACGAUUCGCCCUCCGUCAGAUCACACGAGAGGAUACGAAAUUUCACUAUGUUGUGGCAGCACUCCCAAUGGACAUCGCCACCGACCUCCGCGACAUCAUAGAUUGCCCGCCCACAGAAGCCCCUUAUACUGCACUAAAGGAGGCUCUCAUUUCCCACAUUUCACUCUCAACGCAAAAACGUCUCCAACGUUUAAUUUCUGAGGAGGACCUCGGUGACAGGAAGCCUAUGCUGCUUCUUAGGCGUUUGGAGCAGUUGGCAGACGGACAAAAGCUGGAUGCCACCAUGUUCAAGCCACUUUUCCUCUAA
This is a messenger RNA of Spirometra erinaceieuropaei, 411 nucleotides long. The record is from the annotation of a GenBank genome assembly. Lineage: Eukaryota; Metazoa; Platyhelminthes; Cestoda; Diphyllobothriidea; Diphyllobothriidae.